This is a messenger RNA of Salvia miltiorrhiza (redroot sage), 2280 nucleotides long. RefSeq lists its product as uncharacterized. Gene Ontology annotation, molecular function: nucleic acid binding; zinc ion binding. Bases 1 to 2280 code for a protein of 759 amino acids. Lineage: Eukaryota; Viridiplantae; Streptophyta; Magnoliopsida; Lamiales; Lamiaceae. The record is from RefSeq and is a predicted model, not a curated record. The transcript is spliced from 4 exons.
AUGGAGUUUACCACCUUAAAGCAAGGGAAUAAAACUGUAGUGGAGUACGAUCGACUAUUCUGCGAUCUGGCCCGAUAUGCACCGUAUAGAGUGGAUACGGAUGAGAAGAUGUCCGAGUUGUUUUGCGCUGGACUGCGACAAGAGAUAAGAGUUGUAUUGGCAAGUCAAACGGCACUUUCCUACGCCGAGGCCUUGAACAGAGCUCUAGAUAUGGAGCUAGCAAUGCAACCAGAGAAAACAACACACACACCAACGCCUCCAUCAGCUCAAUAUACGCAAGUAUCAAACACUCCCUACUCUAACCAAGGACAGAAAGGAAAACGCAAAUGGGAAAAUCGUGGAAAUGAGGGUAAAAAGCCAUGGCAAGGUCAGAAUGUCCAGGCUCCAUUCGUGAAAGGCGAUAAAUUAUUUUAUGGUGGACCAGCGACCUCACACCCCGGACACCAAGGGAUACCCCCUUGUCCUAAGUGCAACAAGUUACACACAGGAGUGUGCAGAGCUGGAAACCCAAAUUGUUUCACUUGUGGGAAACCAGGGCAUUACUCGAGCCAGUGCCCCAACCGACAGCAAGGGAUGAGUGGAGGAAGACCCAAUCAGUUUCCAACCCCACAACUCAGAGCAAUGGAGGGAAUUCUUCCUCUACCUCAACCACUACAGCAACAACCUUUUCGCCGUCCAAACCAGCCUCAUAAGCAGCUACCUGCACCGCAAGCAGGAAUACCACCGCAAUAUCAAAGGAUGUAUGCUAUCAAUAAGAAGAAUCAGGAUAAGAACCAAGGAAACUUAACAGGUAUUGGGGAACUGAAAGGUGUACCCAUUGUUAUUCUCUUUGAUACUGGAGCAUCACAUUCUUUCAUCUCAUAUACUUGUGUGGAUACGUUAGAGCUGAAUGUAGAACCAGCCCAGCUACACUUAAGGGCUAAGACGUUGAGACUUCUGCGCAUGUGGACCACAGACAUCAUUUUGGGAAUGGACUGGUUAGCAGAACACCAUGCGGUGAUACAAUGCGAGCAGAGAUGGAUAUCAUUCCAGCCACCUGGCCUGGAACCUACAUGUUUUUAUGCCAUCAAUAGGAAAUGGAAGAAGACACCUAUCAUCUCUGCAGUGCAAGCGAACAAGAUACUAAAAGAAAAGGGCGCGACAGCAUAUUUAGUAUACUUGAGCCAAGAAGAGGAAGCACAAAUAAAGAUUGAAGAUGUACCUAUAGUGCGGGAGUAUCAAGACGUUUUCCCUGAUAUUCUACCAGGUCUACCCCCGAACCGACAAUUGGAAUUCACAAUCGACUUGGAACCUGGAGCAGCACCAAUAUCCAAAGCACCAUAUAGGAUGAAAGACGGAAGUUUAAGAUUGUGUAUCGAUUACCGGGAAUUAAACAAGGUGACCCUAAAGAAUAAGUAUCCUUUGCCACGUAUAGACGAUUUGUUUGAUCAACUUCGAGGAGCACGCGCUUUCUCAAAGAUAGAUUUAAGGACAGGGUAUCACCAAUUGAGGAUACGACCUGAGGAUAUUCCAAAGACAGCAUUCCGCACGAGAUACGGACACUAUGAGUUCAUAGUGAUGCCUUUUGGAUUAACAAAUGCCCCCGCCGUAUUCAUGGAUCUCAUGAAUCGAGUGUUUCACGAAUAUUUGGAUCAAUUCGUGUUGGUAUUCAUAGACGACAUCUUGAUUUACUCGAAGAAUGAGAAGGAUCAUGAAGAGCACCUUAGAACUGUGCUAGAGAAGCUAAGAGCUGAAAAGCUUUAUGCUAAGUAUAGCAAAUGUGAGUUUUGGCUACGAGAAGUCAAUUUCUUAGGCCACAUCAUUUCAGCUGCAGGAAUCAAAGUGGACCCUGCCAAGGUUCAAGCAGUGCAAGAAUGGAGAUCACCAACGACACCUCACGAGAUUCGUAGCUUCCUAGGAUUAGCAGGCUACUACCGUCGUUUUAUACAAGAUUUCUCCAAAAUAGCCAAGCCUAUAACUCAUCUGCUUAAGAAAGAAGUCAAAUUCUUGUGGACAGACGAAUGCGAACAAAGCUUUCAAGAAUUGAAGAAGAGGUUGACCACCGCCCCAGUACUAGCCGUUCCAGAAGCAAACAAGGAAUACACUAUCUAUACGGACGCAUCAAAGAAAGGACUAGGUUGUUACAAACAUUGCAAGGUGUGGAAAGGAAAAUUUGGGAAUUACAGUAUAUCGGAUAAGAACAGUAUUCACAACGCAAUGGAGACAAGUGCAAAGCUUAGUUUUGAAUCUGGUGUGGAGGCUACGAAUUCCAGCGUUGACUUCAUGUUGCUUGGAAAGUGA